AUGGGCGCCGAUCCGUCGGCCGACUCGUUUUGCGCUCUCCGUCUUGCGGUGGCUCGGGACUGGAUCGACUGUGCGGCGCUCAUUCUGGAACAGUUCCACCCCGAUAGUGUCGGGAACGGCCGAUUGCUGGCCGUCGCGGCACAGAGUGGCUCCCUUGCAAUGGUUCAGCUGCUUAUCCAGCGCGGUGCCGAUCCUCGGGCCAACAGCUGCAUUGCCGUUCGGCUCGCGGCGUCCGAGGGAUAUCUGGACAUUGUGCAGUUCUUGGUCGGCAUCGUCGGUCCUGAGGCGGCGCUGGCUCGCAGCGAAUACGCACUCAAGCACGCCACCACCAACGGCCACUGGUCAGUCGUCGAGUAUCUUGUCGGUCUCAAGGAUCUUCUUCGUCGAUCAGCAUGCGAAUGCUCCCCGCCGACCGAGGCCGUACGCCCGACCAUCGAUGAGACACUUGAGCUCGGGCGCUUGUCAUAG
Molecule: messenger RNA, 468 nt
Organism: Polychytrium aggregatum
Lineage: Eukaryota; Fungi; Chytridiomycota; Chytridiomycetes; Polychytriales
Exons: 1
Coding region: 1-468 (155 amino acids)
Molecular function (GO): protein binding
Source: RefSeq, a predicted model, not a curated record